AUGGCGGUUACAUUAGCACUUGCUGCGCUGUUGCUGAUGAAGUAAUAAUAAUAAUCGAAUAAACAACAAUUAUUGUAAUAAUCAAAGAAAUCUCUUACAAUUUUAGCUUCAUGAAAAUACAUGACUUGAGAUGAAAAAAACGCGAACAAUUUGUUAUAAUCUAUUUUUGAGUUACAAGUUAAUAUAAUUUUCAAUCUUAACAAACAAUUUUUACUAAAUUUCGCCCAGAAUCGUUUUUCGUUUUUCAAUGAUAUUUUUCAUUGCAAACAUAAAUCAAAAAAUAAAAUAAAAUAUAAUUUAUUUUUUUAUUUAUUUUUAGAUUUUGAGUAGAGCGAAGAAACUUAUAAUUUUACAAAGAUGUUUAUUUAUUUUUUUCUGUCGACAACUUUUCUACCAGUAAUUUUGCUCCAACCAUUAACGAUAGCAAUAUUUCUGAAAGGAAAUUUCACUGGGAAGGUAAUUGAUAUCUAUUUAUUUAAUAAAUGAAGGUGAUUUUUCGAUUUUCCCAAGAGUUUUCCUAGUAAAUGUGAAAACCCGGGAUAAAACAUGGGAAAACCGGGUAAAACGUAGGAAAACUGAGAAAAACGGUACAACAGUAAACGAGUAUUAUUAAAGAAAAUAUACGAAGGCUAUUUAAUUAUUUUACUAUAAAAUGACGUAUAUACUGUUGACAAAGCAUCACUGUUUACUGAACUCCGCUCAGAAUCGUUUUUUCGUAAGCAAUGGUUUAUUGUUGCUUACGGGUAUACAUUGAAUUGUCGAUAACAGUGGCUGCACCCGUCCGCAUUAUUCUAGGACGUCUAUUUUUUUAUUAUUAUCAUUAUUAUUUUUUUUUUCUAUUGUAUCGAAUGUAUUUCUUUUCCGCUGGUUAAUACACUGAAAAUCGUGCGCAUAAUAAUAUAAUUUCACGAUGUGCCACACGAGAUCGGGGAAAAAAAAAAUAAAAAGAAUCGGUCCGUUCCGGUAUGUUCCGAUCUGACGUGUAGCGUGCGGCAAUUUUGCACGCGGUCGGCCGUGGGCCCGGUUUCGAGCUUUUCGUAAUAUAUAUUACGUCAUCGGGGUCUCCGCGGGGAUUCCGUGGCCGGUGGCGUAAUAAUAAUAUCGUCGUCACUCCGUGCCCGACCUCCCCCCCUCCCCCGGCACCCGCGCGACGCAAUCUCGCCCCGAGACGGAAAAAUUAAUUAUGAAUAAUGGAAAAGGGACCAUCGCCGGAAGUGUACAUGCACGUAUAUACAGUAAUAAUAUUUUCAUUGGAGCGGACACGGGGAUGGGCGCGGCGGGACGGCGGGUGGGUCCCGUGCGCCCGAAGGGUGUGGCCGCCGCCGCCCUUCGCGCGAGCCGAGCAGGGGGCGCGCGUUUGAAAGGGGCUAAGGGAAAUGUACGGCGCGCGUCCGUGGCUAUUGAUUCCGCGCGUGCAGUGUACGUACGGGCCGGCGGCGGCGGACGGACGGGCGCGCGUUGCAGCGACCCUCGACGCGUCCCGUUCGCGAUCGUCACCCCUCGGUCGCGCGCGAAUCGCGCUACCGUGGCGCGGCGACCGGGCACGACGGCCGGCGUCUUCGGGGCCCCGCGCGUUUCCCCCGGCGAAACGCUUUCAGUGGCUACGCGGACGGUUGCGUUGUCUGCGCCGUCCGGGCGACCAACGGCCACGUUGUUAUUAUCGCGGACGCCGCGGCGACCGCGACGACAGCCGAACACGCAGGAAACGUCCGGCGGCCGACAGAUACACGCUCGUUAAUAACGCACGUAAGUCCAAUCCGCGAUACCGUCACGGAUACCGCCGAAUACAAUAACAACAAUAAUAACAAUAAUAAUAAUAAUAAUAAUGUUUUACGAAAUUUUACCUGUACAGUGUGCGCGUCUCACGCGUAUAUACCAGUGCCGUUGUCGACGGACAGUUGUCGCUCGCGCCGGCCGAUCGCUACCGUGACCGGCCCGUUUUGUAGUACGGCACACUCUACUCGCCCGGUAUGCGGUAAAAAGCGGUAAUAUUGCAUUAUAGGUUUUCGUUUCAGGAACCGGCGGCGAACCAUCACGUCGACAGACACGACGACUGCCGGAUCCGCGGGAACUGCCGCCGGCCGAGAUCUGGUGGAGUCGCCCUGUAUACGCACAUCUCUGCGGAACGUUGGAACGUUGGACGACGAGAACGCGACCGCGGCGACUGCGGGAAGGUAAACGAACAUUUUUGAGGAAAAACCACGGAUAUCGGUGUAAUACAUAUUAUGCCGCGACGACAGUGGCGGACGAGGCUAUUUUCUGUUGCCGAGAACUGAAUUCGUGUACUCCCCCUCCCCCUUCCACCCCAAAAAAAAAUAAAAAUAAAUUCAAACAUAAAAUAAGGCGUCUUAAGAUCGAGCGUCCCGAAAUCCUCAAAAUCCCGAUUUCCACUACACCCAGUGGUUCCCAAUCUUUUUUUAUUCUACACCCCUCUUGUACAUUUUCGAAAAUCUCACAUCCCCCUCUCUUAAAUUAUAGAUUAGACUGUUAAUCUGUUGUUUUCGAUUGGACUGACUGUAAAACGGCAUAAUCGUUUUAACAACGAAAUUCUCGUUAUUUCACGAUCGCUAUAUUCCCCCCGUGCAGUAUGUAAAUUCCCCCUGGGAGGUAGGAUUAUCCUCCCCCCUCCCACUUCGGUUGGAAACCACUGGCGCUACAGACUAUAGUGUUUCCACCAUUUCCGAUAGACCGGUCUCCGCCACUGUACCGCGGCGAGGUUCUUAUCGGCUCGACGAAAACCGGCCCUUCGUACUUUACAAUAUUAUCCAAUAACGACGUAGUCCCGUGUAAUCAUAUUUUCGAAUAUUGCGAUUUCGCUACGGGACACGGUAUCGUUAGUGUUGCAUACUAAUAAUGUUGGCCCGUUACGUUGACAGACGUCGGACGCGAUUAUGUACGGCGCUUUUCCCGAAUCCGGCAGCAUUUUUUCCGGCCACCUGUUUUCCGUUACUAUGCGUGUAACAGUACACUCACUUCGACAUAUUACCGAAUCAGAGUAAUGAAAAAACCGUGUUUUUCCUAUCUCUUAUUGCGUCCCCGUAUUUUAUAUAUUACGUACACACACACGGGUAAUAGACAAUCCGGGCACACCCUUUUCGCCGUGUUUGUUUUAUAAACUGCGUUUUUUUUUUCCCCCCCGCACUCGUAAAACCACUCCGAUGGGCGUCGGUCUCGCGGACGACACGUUAAAAACCGUUUGAUUACUGUUACAAUGCACCGUCCGUUCACCUACCCGCUCCGUCACACCCCGGCCGCAUCACACCACCGAGGGAGGCCAUUGCACUUUGCGAGUGGUUUUUUUUUUUUCAUUUUCUUUUUUGUAAUUUUAAUUAUUACUCCGAGCGCAUAUUAUUAUCAUAAUUAAAAGGGCCACCGCGACCGAAAAUCCAUAAUUCUCCAGCCCCCCGGCGGCACAUUAUAUAAUCGGCUUGCACGCGAUUUACGUUCGCGUUUCUAAUAAUAAUAAUACAGUCGAACUAAUCGCGCGCGAGAUACGUGUCGUUUUCGAUACAUUUCUUUUAUUUUCUUCUUCUAUAAUUCAUUCAUAACAAUGCGUAAUGACGUACGGUGAUAAGCUUUUCACUCGGUAACAAUACGCAUUAUUACGCGCUUAUGCGGCGGUCUUAAGUUCACUUUGAACGAUAAUAACCGGAAAGACUAUAAAAGGAAAAAAUAAAAGAAAACGACCUGUGCUUUUUGAAACCGUAUAUUAUCACUUUCUCCGUGUAAAAUCGAACAGGCGGACGCAACGAGCCGACAUUUUCAAAUAACGUUUAGGACGGAGUAAAAUCUAUUUUUAAAAUCGGAGGCGUCCGAUUGUCGCGCCGAUAAUGCAAUCAAUGGUAACGAAGCAAUACGAUUUUCAUAUGAAUGCGGUUAUAAACAUUAUGUAGAAAACAAAUUAUAAAAUACAAGAGAAUUCUUGUAGACAGUUAAAGCGGGGAAAACUUCGAAUGGGCGCUAUAUUUACCGAAAAUUGAAAACGGUAUUGUCGCAAUCGCUGCCGGUCUCGUCCCACGAUAAAUACAAUGUCGUUAGUGAUUGGAAUUCGACGUGAAAUAUCGCGUUCUCGCAAACGGAUAUUAUAGACUUUCGGUAAAAACCGCGUGUAGGAUAGGUAUAGUAAAGAUACAUUUACCUAUCGACUGAGUCCAUCAAGCCGUCAAACGGAAAACACGCGGAUUCGUUUCGAGAAAAACGGAUGUACUUUUUAAAUGAUCGGCGAGUUUUUAUACGGUUUUGACUUGUUACUGCCGCUGAAACACGAGAGGAUAAUUACGAAAACUAUUUGUGUACAAAAAUACUCGACGGUGAGGACUCUCGUAAUCUAACCUAACCCGUGGCCCCGCAGCAAAGACCAGUUUACGCCGAAAAUGAGCGGGUUUUUUUUUUCAUACAUCCGCAGUCCACACAGCCUGAAUUUCAAUUUUCUCGUGGAAAAAAGUUACACAAUCGUCGAAUUCAAAUAAAAUAUAUUAAUUAAAAUUCGUAGUGGACAGAAACGUAUUCAUGGAGGGCUUCGGGUUCGGAGCUACAGCCCACAUUCGCAAUUUUCGGAAAAUAAUGCUUUUCAAUAAAAUUAGAGCGGGUUUCGGGGCUUUGGAGCUGAAUUUAUGAUAAAAAAAAAAAUCCCGUCUCAAAAGAAAAUGUCUAUUUAUACGUAAGUACCUGAUAGUGUGGUUUUCGACUGUUCUGGUAUUCUAUAAAUACUGAAUCAUGGUGUCAUUUAGGUUUUUUCAAUAGGAAUGCAAAGAUUUUGAAUUUUUAACUUUUCCUCUACCAGGUUAUUUAUAUAUACCGUUUAUUUUUCGAACCGGAACAAUUCUUUACUCACUUUGGCGGCUCCUAAACGCGUUUCAAUUUAUAUUUUAAAAUUAAAAUAAGUACUGUAAUUAUUUCAGAGUACAAUAUAACGUCGAUACCAAACUACGACCAUAUAGUAUAUUUUCCAUGAAGUAUAACUCAUUGUUGUACCGCGAUUAAAUACGCGUGACGUCAGUUCCGAAGCAUGUUAUCUUAACCGCAUGGUAACGAUAUUAACCGCGGUAACAAUCGCCCGCGUCUCGAUCUCACAACUCGGACAAACGCUAUAGAUUCUUAUAGAAGCGGCCCACGGCAGUGGUUCGAUUUCCUUUCGCAUUUUACGUACUUUUAUCGACGACGACGGCGAAAUUAUAACUUUGUACGCGGGCCAAAAUCGGCCGAAAUAAUAGUCCUCGGCCUUUAAACUACAUCCGCCUUCUGUACGUUUACCGUACCGCUUAGUAAAAUUAUAAUAAUAUUCGCGGAUAUUGCACGGAGAUUCUUAAUUUCCCGACGAAGAACCAAAGACUUUGAAUCUAAGGAUCUAUAUUGUUAAUAGAUACAUAAUAUUAUAUUGAUUCGUAGCGAAACCUUUGGUGUCGAUUUACGAUUGCCGCCGCGCCUGUUAAAACAGAAUAGUUUCCACGCUUUCAUUGUUCCGUCCGUGUCUAUAUUUGGCCUAUGCGAAAUCGUGCUGGGCGCCUUUUACAUCCGAUAUAUUAAUAUUAUGCGUUGCGGAAAUACACAUCCGCGAUCGAUUAUUACUGGACCGAAAAAAAAAAAAUCGAUAAUAAAAAAAAAAACGGCCGCGUAAACUCUAUUCCGUUGCAGUCGGUUUUUACGCCGCCACGAACCCUUUGAUCGCGAUUAUAGUUUCCCGCGAGUUCUACGACCGCUCCCCCUCGGAAUUCGGUGCGCGCAGAGCCGUUUACGUGUCAUUAUACGGAGUGAUCAAUCUGUCAUAAGACACUCAUUAUCUCGGAAAGUAAUCAUUAUUUCUACGAUUUAUUUUCCAGAACAUUUAACAAACAAGCUGCUCUACAAUUUUGAAUUUAUGUUAUGUUUUUUGUCAUCCUUAUUUUUGCGGAUAAAACCACUACCUACCUUUCAUUUUCAAAUGGCGACCUAUAAUAAAAAUUCCAUAAAUGGAUAGAGUAUUGUUUGGAAUAAAUUUCAGUGUUGCAAUGUUUGAUUUCCGUCAAUCAGUUGACGAGAUAUUUUACUUUUAAAGUUUGGGUCGGGGGAGAGUGGCGGUUCGUUAUUAACACGCCGCGCGCCGUACCGCCACACAAAUGAUACUCCGCUACUGUCCUCCGACUAAAAACUCAAAAGUGAAAUAUCUCGUCAACGGAUUGACGGAAAUCAAAAAUCUAUUUCAACCAACACUCCGUCUAUUAACAGAAUUAUUAAUACAGGUUGCUAUUUGAAAAUCGAAUGUAGCUAGUUUGGUUUCGCCCCCGAAAAUGAGGGUGACAAAAAAAUAACAUAAAUAUGAAAUUGUAGAGCAGCUCGUUUCCAAAAUGAUCCGGAAAGUAAACUCCGGACUAAGUCAACGAUUUCCAAGACAACGAGUGUCUCUCACGACAAACUGAUCGCCCUGUAUAGUGGCGGAGGGAAAAUUCGAAAACGCGCGAUAUUUUCCCUCCCAGCGUGGCGUAGCGGGAAAUCCACUCGCGCGCCCGUACGCGUAUUAUUCUACACGAGUGUAAACCGGCGGCGUUGUCGUGGCGACCGGCCGAGACGCUUGCGCGCGCGUUUCCCCUCGGCCGCCGCCGCAUCAUCGCGACCCCUGCUGCGUAGUAUUGCAAUAACCGCGUACCCGGUCCGCACGUCCGCGUCUCGCACACCGUGAGCGCGGCGCGCCAUAAAUUGUCGUUCACGAGGGUCAAUGCCGCCGCGCAUACACCGUGCGCGGGGUCGGCUGUGCCGCGGGCACGCGGUCGACGUUCGUCACCGGUCGCCGGUCGAGCGGUUGUUACGUAUAAUUUACGGUGUGCGGACGUAUCUCUUUUUCGUAGGACAGUACUCUUAUUUUGACACACUGUCCCGUGUCCUUAACAACAGUGUCGAGUACAUGUGUAUGUUAAUUAAGUUUUUUUUAUUUAUUUAUUCAAAUGUCUACAUUUCAAAAUUAAUUUAAAUAUGGUAUUCUUUAGUUACACAUGUGUACUUCAAGUUGAUUAAAAUUACUUAAAUUUCAUAGUAUUUUCAUUAUAAAGACACGUUCCAAAUGAGUUGGACAUUAUGACUUCAAAUAGUUAGAUUUUAUAGUUGAUAAUGUGUGUAGUUGAUAAAAAGUUUAUAAUAGAGCAAUCGGAUAAUAUAAAUAUGUAGAUGGAGGUAUGCUAUGGGUAAAAUGGGUAGAAUAAUAUACACAAUACCCAAUUCUUUUAAGGGAGGGGUUUUUUAUAAUGAAGGGGCACAAUUUGAAAAUGUACUUAUUUUUUGAUUUUUAUAUCUGGUUGCUAUUAAUACAAUAGUUUUAGAUUCGAAGCGAGGGAUCUACAUUUGUUUUACUAUGAUGCGUGUUUUUGUAUUUUUUCGGCCUUUGAACGACUUUUCUACCAGAAAGCUUGUUCCUAAGUAUAGACUAUAGUACCUUUUCUGGAAGGUAAUUUUCUCUUGUCGGUACGUUGAGGAGGUCAUUUUUUUGAUUUUCCAAGGGGUUUUCGAAAUAAUCGGGAAAAACCCGAAAGAAACGUAUUGGUAAAACGGAAAAUAUUUAUGGCGUGCCGUGACGUCACCGUUUUCAUUGUUUUUACCAUGUUUACACGAUGUUUUUUUUUUAUUUACACAUACUAUAAACGCUUUAUGGGAAAACUUUUUUAUGGAAACCGUAUGGAAAUAGGUACCGACAUUUCAAAACACGGUUUAAUCGAACUUCGUUCAGAAUCUUUUUUCGCUGCAUAAUACUCGGAUAUAAAUUAAAUCGUUAAAUAAAUGUAUCCUAUGCCUUCCUGACUUUACACCUACAAUAGUGGCACUGCCAGUAGUAGGUAGCUGUCGGCGUUAUUUAUUUUAUCUAUUUUUUUUUUUUUUUUGCGAAUUUUGUUAAAAUACUUCCGUGAUGCAGACAUGUUUGGUUUUUCAGUAAAUAUAAUUUUCGAAGUUGCAUUUCUAUCACCACUGAUUUUUCAGAACAGAAAAAAAAAUUAAUUUUCGGUAAUUAGGAACCUAUCUUGUAACGAAGUAUAACAUUCUUUGAUGAGGUCUGACAUUUUCACCGUAUAGUUUUUAGUAUUUUUUAAACGUAGUAUUGUUUUCUGCCUCUUGCUGACUUGUUUAUAGCUAUAUGCUCGAGUUUUGUUUAGUUAGGAUACAAUUUGUUAAACGCCUAGUUAAACAAUUUUCGAUAAAUCAACAAAAAAUUUCUCGAUAAGUUGAUUUCAUUAGUCAAAGAUAGUUGAGCGUUCAGUUCCGUCCAUAAUCUUAUUUUGAAUACCUAUGUAAUAACUAAACGUUGCUAUCUGCAGGGUUAAAACUAAAUUUCCCUACAAAAAUAUAUAUUAUCUUUCAAAUUUGUUACUUACAACUGUUCGUGAUCAGCAUCAGUUCUUUUUUUUAACGCUGUUAUAAUAACGUUUUAAAAAAACCGAGUUUUCCUUUUUCACCCUUUGCUUUUGUGAGAAAAUGUCUAUCCUCAUGAUGGAUCUAGGAAAACUUGAAUUAAGAGGAGAAGGGAGGGGGGUACCACGUCCAUCGGGCUCAUGGAUGUAAAGGGAUCAUUACAUAGUAGAUUUGUGUCAUAAUAAUUUAGAUAUGUAGGUAUGCAAAAUGUUUUCAGUUCAUAAAUUUACAUAAUAUGUCUAUAAAUGACCCAUUUUCAAGUUCGACCAUGGCACCCACUGGACCCUUAUUCCGAUCGAUAAUUUAGUCUUUUGUAAGAUUCUAGCCUAAAUUUAGUCGUAAUAAAAUAUUUAACUUGAAAUUAGGUAUUGAUUGAACACGCUGAAAAUAAAUGUAAUUUUAAAAAUGCUGUUUAUUUACCCAUAGCGUGUAUUCGAAGACUCUUGGCUCAAAAUGUUUUAAAUUUCUAAAUUGCUACAAAAUCGAAUGCGUCCAAGAAAACCGUUUUGACUGUGAUUAACAUAAAAACGGUAUUGCUAGAAAGUCCGAAAACGUAUUUUGACCAAGUCUACUAGCUAAAAAGUGCUUUAUCUAUAUCUACGCAUACGAUGAUUUUGAUUUAUUUUCGGUGUUAUGUAUUACCUAUUGCCGACGAAUCAAACUUCGUCGUUGUAAUAGGCCAUUGAAUCUUCUUUCGAAAUUAUGAUAAACGAUAUUUAAAACUUUGUUUACAUUUACAACACUCAGUCUAUAUACUAAUAGGCAGGUACAUAACACAGAGAAAAAAAAUUAUCUCGCAUCUUUUUGGAAUUCAUUCACGAAACGAAUGUUUGGAUAGGUACGACGUUCAUUGUUAUGAAUUCGGUUUACUGAGAAAUAUAGUUUUUAAAUGGCGCUAUUCUCAUUAAAAAUAAUGAAUCGUGAUCACAGUGUCGAAUUAAUACAAUUUUCACGCUUGUAAGUGUUUUGCAGUCGGUAGUCAAGUGUAUAGUGUUACGAAAAGAAAAGCAACUACAGUCAUUUUAAGACACCUGUUUAUAAAGCUUAUAUUUUUACCGGCGGUAAACGUCCAACAGUCUUGUAAAUUUAAUCGCCAGUAUCACUUAUUAAUUAUACAGGUAUCUACCCAAAGCAAAGGUUAUUCAUUCCAGCAGACAGGUGGUCCAUUUUUCAUUUUGUAAAUAAUACCCGUGAGUUAUACAGUGACAAAAAUCUGUCCAAAAAUGUUUUUGAUUUUUUUUUUUUUUUUUAGUACCACGACACUUAUGACGGCAAAAUUUUCAAAAUGA
Cinara cedri is the source of this 9659-nucleotide messenger RNA. Lineage: Eukaryota; Metazoa; Arthropoda; Insecta; Hemiptera; Aphididae. The record is from the annotation of a GenBank genome assembly.